ACUUUAUAUUUUUACUCUCUUGCAGAGCAAAGAGUGGAAGAUGUACGACUGAUUCGAGAGCAGCAUCCAACUAAAAUACCUGUGAUCAUCGAAAGGUACAAGGGAGAGAAGCAGCUUCCAGUUUUGGAUAAGACCAAGUUCCUGGUGCCAGAUCACGUCAACAUGAGUGAGCUCAUCAAAAUCAUCAGGCGACGCCUGCAGCUGAACUCCAACCAGGCCUUCUUCCUGCUGGUGAACGGGCACAGCAUGGUGAGCGUCUCCACGCCCAUCUCCGAGGUGUACGAGAGCGAGAAGGACGAGGACGGCUUCCUCUACAUGGUGUACGCCUCGCAGGAGACCUUCGGCGCGAGACCUUCCCUCUAAGGAGGCUUCUAGCCUAGGAUUUGGGUUCUCCCUCUGGCCAUCACCCCCCGCCCUGCCCCAGGCCCCCCCGGGAAGGAAACGGAUGUCACCUCCGCCCUCGGUUCCUUAGCAUAGUCUUGCUUUAGCGGGCGCCUCGUCUUGCCUCGCCUCGGCCGCGACUAUCACGCAGCACAGACGAGCACCUCCAGCUUUGAAACCCGCUCUCCUGUUCCACCCAGGCACAUCCACAUUUCUGGACUCUCCGAAAGGAAUCCAACUGUGCAUGUGUGACGCGUUGCAAAGAAAGGGACACUCGACUGACUUCUUUUAACAAGCAAACAGGCACCAGGGAGGAGCUGAAGUGGUUUGUGUGACAGUUUUCUGGAAAAUCUCCCUAUGAUUCCUUAAA
This is a messenger RNA of Merops nubicus (carmine bee-eater), 751 nucleotides long. RefSeq names its product microtubule-associated proteins 1A/1B light chain 3B. Gene Ontology annotation, biological process: cellular response to nitrogen starvation; autophagy of mitochondrion; autophagosome assembly. Gene Ontology annotation, cellular component: cytosol; autophagosome membrane; autophagosome. The annotation marks the transcript as partial. Gene Ontology annotation, molecular function: ubiquitin protein ligase binding. NCBI's taxonomy places the organism in Eukaryota, Metazoa, Chordata, Aves, Coraciiformes, Meropidae. The record is from RefSeq and is a predicted model, not a curated record. The transcript is spliced from 3 exons.